Molecule: messenger RNA, 423 nt
Organism: Ostreobium quekettii
Lineage: Eukaryota; Viridiplantae; Chlorophyta; Ulvophyceae; Bryopsidales; Ostreobiaceae
Source: the annotation of a GenBank genome assembly
AUGCUGUUCGGGGAGAUGACGUCUUUCGGGGAGGCCUGUGACCUAAUGUCCGUGGCGUUCGACUCUGGCGUGUCGCUCUUCGACACUGCGGAGAUGUACCCCGUGCCUCAGAGGGCGGAGACAAGCGGGCGCUCGGAGGAGUUCGUGGGGCGGUGGAUGAAGGCCCGGAGGAGGGAGGAGAUCACGAUCGCCACAAAGAUUGCUGGACCUUCUGGACAGAUGAGUUGGAUCAGGGGCGGCCCAGUGGCAUUGGAUGCGGCAAACAUCAAGUUGGCCGUAGAGGGCAGCCUAAGGCGCCUUGGAACAGACUAUAUUGACUUGAUGCAGCUGCACUGGCCUGAUCGGUAUGUUCCAAUGUUUGGAGACGUUGACUUCGAUCCUGCACGCUGUUUCAAGGUACUGCAGCACAUCGCAAGUAAAUGA